UUCGCCUCCGCUCAGCGCAUGCGCGGAGCCGCAAGACCUCCCCUAGUCCCCGUUGCCGGAAGAUUCCGUGUCCCCCCCGUGGCGGCCCUCCUGCCAUGUUUGCGGAGCUGAACGAGCUGCUGAACGCCUCCCCGCAGCGACCGGAGACGGGUAAGUUCACACUUCUGCGAGACACCAGAACAGAUGGCAGCUUCCUGGUGCACCAUUUCCUCUCCUUCUACCUCAGAGCUGGCUGUAAGGUUUGCUUUGUGGCACUGCUGCAGUCCUUCAGUCACUAUAACAUCAUAGCACAGAAGCUGGGAGUCAGUCUGACAGCUGCCAAAGAACGGGGACAGCUUGUCUUCUUGGAAGGCCUCAAGUCCUGCCUUGACCUCUGGUUUGGAGAGCAGGGGGAGCAGUCGGGACAGCCCAGUCCUCUUCAGUUUAUAAGCAAGAGCACUUCUGACCUCAAAGCCUUGUUUGACUUCGUCCAGGUGUCCCUGACUCCUGCCAGCAGUGACUCCUGGAAGGGCCCCGUGCUGCUGGUGGAUGACCUCAGUGUCCUGCUCAGCCUGGGUGCCACGCCGGUGGCCGUGCUGGACUUCAUCCACUACUGCAGAGUUGUGGUGUGCUCCCAGCUGAAGGGCAACGUUGUGGUGCUGGUUCACAGCAAUGAGGAUUCUGAAGAUGAGGAAAAUGAACUGGUUGUGAACUCCCUGUGUCAUCACAGUGACCUGAUCCUGUGGGUAGAGGGGCUGGCGACCGGCUUCUGCAAGGAUGUUCACGGGCAGAUUAAAAUAACUAGGAGAGUGUCCUUGGAGCUGACGGGGGAGCAGGAUGUUGUCCAGAUCUACCAGUACAAGAUCCAGGACAAGAACGUCACUUUUUUUGCUAGAGGGCUGUCAGCUGCAGUCCUGUGAUGCUGCGAUACAGCACAGUGCUGCAAAAGCAAUGCGGAGCAAGGCUGGGGAGGCCAGUACAUGCCACCAAACCAGCCCGGCUGCUCCACCAGCACCUUCCAGGAGCAGUGCAGCAAACUGACCCAGGAGGGAAGCUUAAACGUGUGUUAAACUGCAUGCCAACGAGGGGAUUAGCCUGCCCAGAGCUUGCUGCAAUCCCUUUGUCCUCCCACCCUGUUCCCAACAUAUGUAGGCCAAGAAAAGUGCACAUACUUGCCAGAAUGGCCCUUACAGCGUGUAAAUACAAGCAGGAGGGAUGCCCCUUGGGCUGGGCGUGCCUCACCUUUUCCGGUGUGUUAUGGCAUGGCAGUGCCAGGCACCGCUGCUUGGAGGGAUCACCCCACCCUCCAGCUGGCGUUUAAUGAGAUGACACAGAGAGGGUGGAGACAGGGAUGGUCUGGGAAUGUGUUGCAAUUCUUACCUUUCUCCCAGCUCUGGCACAGGAGAAAGAUUUGCUCAACUCGCAUCUUCCACAGCAUUGACUGAAAAAAUCAAUAGCUGUGUGUACAGCCCCUCACCUUGCUGUGGUGAGACCCAGACCUUGCUUGGUUGAUCCCUUGCUUUGUUAAGUUACUUCCCUCUUUUCACGUGAAACUCCCAUGCCAUGUUGUCCCAUCCCUGGCAGUGUUCAAGGCCAGGUUGGACAGAGCUUGGAGCAACCUGGUCUAGUGGAAGGUGACCCUGCCUGUGGCAGGGGGUUGGAACUGGAUGGGCUUUAAGGUCCUUUCCAUCCCAAACCGUUCUAUGAGUCUAUGUGUGUCAGCUUAUCAUGCAGCUUCCCAAGCUCAUCUUUGGCUUUAGGUGAUGGAUGGACACUUGUACAUGAGCCUCUAUCUCAGCCACUGCUUCCAUGGCACAAAUCGUGACUAGCAGGUCUAUGACCUGC
Messenger RNA from Pezoporus flaviventris, 1824 nucleotides. RefSeq names its product elongator acetyltransferase complex subunit 6 (gene ELP6). Gene Ontology annotation, biological process: tRNA wobble uridine modification. The coding region runs from base 96 to 899 and encodes 267 amino acids. NCBI's taxonomy places the organism in Eukaryota, Metazoa, Chordata, Aves, Psittaciformes, Psittacidae. Gene Ontology annotation, cellular component: elongator holoenzyme complex. The record is from RefSeq and is a predicted model, not a curated record. The transcript is spliced from 7 exons.